AUGACAAACGCCGCGCUGUACGAUCAAAAGAUCCCAACUAGUUCUGGUCCAGUGCAAGGCUACGCUGCUUUCAACAGUAGCCCUACUGGGGUCAAUCUGGAGCACUGGGACAACAUUGCGGUCUGGAAAGGAAUUCCCUUUGCUGCUAACACAGGAGGAAAUAAUCGAUUCAAGGCCCCCCAGCCAGUCACACCAUGGAAUACAACUUUUGCUGCCAAAUAUUUUGGUCCUGUCUGCCCCCAGACAUUCCGAGCCAUGCCUGACGGCUACACGGACUCUGAAGACUGCUUGAGCCUAAAUAUAUGGAGCGCCGCAAACUCGACGGAUGCGAAGCUGCCCGUUGUUAUGUGGAGUUAUCCAGCCAUGUCGAGUGCUCGCGACGCUCUUUUUGAUGGCGGAGGCAUGGCUGACAAAGGCGUCGUCUUUGUCAAUUACAAUUACCGGAACGGUAUUUUUGGCUGGCUUGCACACCCCUGGCUCUCAGCCGAGAUGAACGAAACGCACCACACAAAUAGCUCUGGUAACUGGGCAAUUCUCGAUCAGAAUGCUGCUCUUAACUGGAUUGUUGAGAAUAUUACAGCGUUCGGAGGAGAUCCUGAACAUAUUACAGUGAUGGGCCAACCAGCAGGUUCAGCCGCCACCUACCAUAUUGUGAAUAGUCCGUUGACGAAGGGACUCAUCGUUGGCGCUAUAAUCGAAUCUGGUGUUCGCGACCCCAAAGAUCCUUUGAGUUCCAGCCCUGCCGAGAACUACCGUAGUCUCGACGUGGCCCUGGAAAAUGGCAUGAGCUAUGUAUCGGAUUAUAAUGUCACCUCACUUGCGGAGCUUCGUGCGUUGAACUACUCUACCUUCGCCCAGGCGGAUGACUUCGGAACGGUUCUGGAUUAUUACGCUGUGCCGGAUACAUAUAUGAAUACCCUGAUUAAUGGAGCAGCCAACGAUGUGCCCAUUAUGACUGGAAACACUAGAGAUGAAAGCGGUGCGACAUACGGCCUUAAUAUCACCCUCGCUACCUACUUAGCAGACAUGAACACCACCUUUGGCGACUGGACAGACGAUACCUCAGCUUCGGCGGCAUACAAUCGCCAAUGGUCAGACCGCUCCGCCGUGGGUACCUGGUUAUGGUCGCAGCUGUGGGCUACGGCUUCCGACAAGCCGGUGUACAACUACUUCUGGGAUCAUGCGCCGCCCGGACAAACCCAGGGCGCUUAUCACGAAUCUGAGAUCAAUUACGUGCUUAACAACCUGUACGACACAGAUUUACCCUGGGUUGCGGAAGACUACGAGAUUGCCAGUACCAUGAACGCUUACUGGGUCAACUUCAUCAAAAGAGGAAAUCCCAACGGGGGAAAUCCCACAUAUUGGCCUGCCAGCAACGCCAACAGCAGUACUGUCCAGCAAGUUGAUGAUGGCUGGGGCCAGACCUCUUUGGCCAUAUCCAAGGAAGCAGUAGCUCUCUUUGAAAAAUGGGUUGAUGCUUUAGAGACUGUGUAUUAA
This is a messenger RNA of Botrytis byssoidea, 1497 nucleotides long. RefSeq lists its product as uncharacterized. The record is from RefSeq and is a predicted model, not a curated record. Bases 1 to 1497 code for a protein of 498 amino acids. Lineage: Eukaryota; Fungi; Ascomycota; Leotiomycetes; Helotiales; Sclerotiniaceae. The transcript has 3 exons.